Molecule: messenger RNA, 1725 nt
Organism: Amphiprion ocellaris (clown anemonefish)
Lineage: Eukaryota; Metazoa; Chordata; Actinopteri; Pomacentridae
Gene: slc25a11
Product: solute carrier family 25 member 11
Exons: 10
Coding region: 439-1287 (282 amino acids)
Biological process (GO): thiosulfate transport; malate transmembrane transport; succinate transmembrane transport
Cellular component (GO): mitochondrial membrane
Molecular function (GO): oxaloacetate transmembrane transporter activity; succinate transmembrane transporter activity; sulfate transmembrane transporter activity
Source: RefSeq, a predicted model, not a curated record
GCAGGUGGACCGACCCGCCCACAGACACGCCGGCAGCGGGACUCUGAACCGGCCACUGACCCACCGACCGACCGGGGUAAACAUGGCGGAGGCAAAGCCCAAGACCUCUCCGAAGGCUAUCAAGUUCCUGUUCGGAGGUUUAGCCGGACAGACAGUGUGUCUGCAGCAGCUGCUGCUGUAAAUGUCGUGACCCGUCUAAAGUCGUCCUUCCUGACAGGAGUCUGAAUCUACACCGACCGUCCCACAUGUUGGCCGACUUCCAGCACUGAGGAACUAACUGUCUGCUCCACAUGCUGUACAACUGUUUAAUAUCAUUACAUCUCUGAGGAAUUAUCCUUCAUGAUUUCUUCUAAACUGAUUUUUAAACCGACAUCCAGUGGCUUCACCUGGAUGUUAAAUUUCAGGAUUGAAUGAUCUGAGCUACAGCGAGUCUUCAGGAUGGGAGCUACAGUGUUUGUCCAGCCGUUGGACCUGGUGAAGAACAGGAUGCAGCUGAGUGGUCAGGGGACGAAGGCCCGAGAAUACAAGACCAGCUUCCACGCUCUGUUCUCCAUCCUGAAGAACGAGGGAGUUGGAGGCAUCUACACGGGGCUGUCUGCAGGUCUCCUCCGCCAGGCCACCUACACCACCACCCGUCUGGGGAUCUACACCAUCCUGUUUGAGAAGAUGACCGGAGAAGAUGGUAGACCACCCAACUUCUUCCUCAAGGCUCUGAUCGGGAUGACAGCUGGAGCUACAGGAGCAUUUGUAGGAACUCCAGCAGAGGUCGCUCUGAUCAGGAUGACGGCUGAUGGACGGCUGCCUCCAGACCAGAGGAGGGGCUACUCCAACGUCUUCAACGCCCUGGCCAGGAUCACCAGAGAAGAAGGCGUGGCCACGCUGUGGAGGGGUUGUGUUCCCACCAUGGCCCGGGCAGUGGUGGUCAAUGCUGCUCAGCUCGCCUCCUACUCUCAGUCCAAGCAGGCGCUGCUCGAUUCAGGAUACUUCGGAGACGACAUCCUGUGUCAUUUCUGUGCCAGUAUGAUCAGCGGCCUGGUUACCACGGCAGCCUCCAUGCCCGUGGACAUCGUGAAGACCAGGAUCCAGAACAUGAGGAUGAUCGACGGGAAGCCCGAGUAUAAGAACAGUCUGGAGGUGCUGGUCAGGGUGGUGGGCUCUGAAGGCUUCUUCUCCCUCUGGAAGGGCUUCACUCCGUACUACGCCAGACUGGGACCUCACACUGUCCUCACCUUCAUCUUCCUGGAGCAGAUGAACCGCCUCUACAAGACCUACGUCCUGGACCGCUGACACACACCUACACCACAACUACACACCUACACCUACUACACAGCUACACCACAACUACACACCUACACCUACUACACAGCUACACCACAACUACACACCUACAACUACACAUUCACAGCACCAGGACUGUGUGACUCGCCUCAUUCUGAACCAACAGUGUUUCAUGAACUGUUCCUGUGACAUCAUGCGGGUCGUACCACAUCACCCCUCCCCCCCCCCCAGGCUGGCUGACUUGGUACGGUCCGACUGGCUCUUUGAUUCUUUUUGUAAAGAUCAGAACAUAAAUAAAGUAGGUAAUUAAUAUUAAUAAUGUAAAGUCUUAUUUGUAGAAGUGUGACUCACCUGACUCCACGGCAUCAUGGGAUGGAUGUGUCACCACGGUAACGGCCGGUUACUUCCUGGAUUGGAGGGCGGAUUAAUAAAGAGUUUUAAGCCUCA